Notodromas monacha is the source of this 942-nucleotide messenger RNA. NCBI's taxonomy places the organism in Eukaryota, Metazoa, Arthropoda, Ostracoda, Podocopida, Cyprididae. The record is from the annotation of a GenBank genome assembly.
AUGCAUCCGUCGAGCGGUCGUACGGUAGGUGCGAUCGUGGAAGAGGAGAGACUGAAAGGAAUUUUUCGCAGUGUUGAUGUCAACGGGGAUGGUGAAAUCAGUUCUGGGGAAUUGCAGAGAGCUCUGGGCAAUGGGUCUUUUCAGUAUCCGUUCAGACUGGACGUCGUGGAACGAAUGAUAAGCAUGUUUGACCGCGAUUUUACCGGCACGAUCAAUGCUCGCGAAUUCGUGGCACUUUGGCAGUAUGUGAGCGACUGGGAGAAGGUUUUUCGGCGUUAUGAUACAAAAUCGGACGGGUAUAUUGACCGAGCUCAGUUCGGCACUUGUUUGUACGCCAUGGGCUACCGCUUGAGCCCGUAUGCAGUUGAUAGUGUGGUGAAAAGACACGGCCGGCCGGAUUCUCGCGGUUUACAUUUUGAUGAUUUCCUCGCAUGCUGUGUGACGGUUUUCACGUUGACGGACAUCUUCAGGGUUCACGACACCCGUCAAAAUGGUUACGCUUCCUUCAAUUAUGACGAUUUCAUCAGCAAGUUGUCACGCGCCAAGUAUUAACAGUCCGCUUUAUUCCCUGAGUGAAGUCUGAUUCGUGUAUCCUGUAUGCGCCAUUCCGCGAGUGAUUCGUCAGAAUAUUUUCAAGCUGAUGGAAAAUGUUGCUUUUGACUUUUUCUUUCUCAAUUGGCCUCCGCUUUGUUUUUCCUACUAAACUGGGACUUGAUCUUGAAGGUGAUUAACUUAUGAAGGAAAUCAUAUACACUUAUACAGUACCUUGAGAUCUGGCCUUGAGGUGUUGAAGAUAUGUACUUCAUGAAAAUCCAAUACAGUAUACUGAUAAGAAAACAUGCUUGUCUUAGAGAAAAACUCGAAUUCACGAAGACAAGGAUGAUCUGCAUGACGUUCUAGUUUUCAUAUCUUCUCAUAUCUUUUAAUAUCUUCAUAUCUUUU